Messenger RNA from Chinchilla lanigera (long-tailed chinchilla), 5741 nucleotides. It is a transcript of the gene Ttpal, whose product is annotated as tocopherol (alpha) transfer protein-like. The coding region runs from base 332 to 1360 and encodes 342 amino acids. Gene Ontology annotation, cellular component: membrane. The record is from RefSeq and is a predicted model, not a curated record. Lineage: Eukaryota; Metazoa; Chordata; Mammalia; Rodentia; Chinchillidae. The transcript is spliced from 5 exons. Gene Ontology annotation, molecular function: phosphatidylinositol bisphosphate binding.
UCCCAGGUUUCCCUGGCACACUGACUACCAAGGGUCCCCACCUCCCAGGGCUGUCGUGAGAUGCAGGUACUGAGAGUCAACACACAGCACCCACAUGGGAAGGCGUUCAGUAAGCGGCAAUUAUUCUUGUGAACAGAGGCACCAGACAGCAGAUGAAAAAGAGUGUGUGAGGUCUGGGUUCAACUCCCAGCACCAAGAAAAUGAAAAGCAAACACUGUGGGAUACGUACUACAGAGGAGAAGAAUACCAACCUGGGAGCUGUACUGCUUAGGUUCAAAGCCAGCCUGCCCCACCACCUCCUGUGUGGCUACAGCAGGGACCCUGGUAGCUAAUGUCAGAGGAAAGUGACUCUCUGCGAACCAGCCCUUCCGUGGCCUCGCUCUCUGAAAAUGAGCUGCCGCCACCCGCCGAGCCUCCUGGCUAUGUAUGCUCACUGACCGAAGACCUGGUCACCAAAGCCCGGGAAGAGCUGCAGGAGAAGCCAGAGUGGCGACUCCGGGAUGUGCAGGCCCUCCGUGACAUGGUACGCAAGGAGUACCCCAACCUGAGCACGUCCCUCGACGACGCCUUCCUGCUGCGCUUCCUACGCGCCCGCAAGUUUGAUUACGACCGGGCCCUGCAGCUGCUGGUCAAUUACCACAGCUGCAGGAGAAGCUGGCCUGAAGUCUUCAGCAACCUGAGGCCAUCGGCCCUGAAAGAUGUCCUCAGCUCCGGCUUCCUCACCGUGCUGCCCCACACGGACCCCAGGGGCUGCCACGUCCUCUGCAUCCGCCCAGACAGAUGGAUACCGAGCAACUACCCAAUUACCGAAAACAUCCGAGCCAUAUACUUGACAUUAGAAAAACUCAUUCAGUCCGAAGAAACCCAGGUGAAUGGAAUUGUAAUUCUUGCAGACUACAAAGGAGUGAGCUUAUCAAAGGCAUCUCAUUUUGGCCCUUUUAUAGCCAAAAAGGUGAUUGGCAUCCUCCAGGAUGGUUUUCCCAUUCGGAUAAAAGCGGUCCACGUAGUAAAUGAACCUCGAAUAUUUAAAGGCAUUUUUGCCAUCAUAAAACCAUUUCUGAAGGAGAAAAUAGCAAACAGAUUCUUCCUCCACGGGUCUGACCUGAACUCUCUCCACACAAACCUUCCCAGAAACAUUCUCCCCAAGGAGUAUGGGGGCACAGCUGGAGAGCUGGACACUGCCACCUGGAAUGCGGUGCUCCUGGCCUCCGAGGAGGACUUUGUGAGAGAGUUCUGCCAACCAGUGCCCGCCUGCGACAGCAUCCUGGGCCAAGUGCAGCUACCCGAGGGGCCGACUUCUGAUGCACAGUGUGACGACUCUAUGAGAGCUGUGAAGUCCCAGCUGUACUCUUGCUACUAGCCAGCCCCUGGGGGUGUCACCAGGUUUAAAUCCUCUCCUCUUCUCUUUAGAGACUCAUAAGAACUUAAGUGCCAAGGCCUCGGUCUUGCUUCUUGUAAUGAAAUGGUAGCAUGGAAGAACGGCCUGAAGAGCUUCGAGGGCCAGCCCAUCGUGGGGAGAUGUGGAAAAUAUCCUCAGUGUGAUUCUCAAACAUUUGCACUUUCCAUUUGCAACUAUUAUGCUAUGUCUGGUUCUUACUCACCUCAGAAGCAAGAAAAGUCAGCACCAAAGUUGCUUUGAUCCCGCUCUCCUGGAGAAAACCUGAUUGCCCAGUCAGCUGCUCCUCCGAAACAGUUUAGCCAGACUUGUAAGGUGGCCAAAUACAAGGCUUGGGGAAUCUUUGUCUUGCAUACAAACCUUAACUGUAAUCUCUGUUGCUCAUCAGGAAUCUUCAAGUCCAAGGUCUGGCCCCAUUUGCCAUCACUGAGUUUAGGGGGGUACCUUAGCUGAUCGUGGAAGCACCAGGACCCAAGCAGCACUCCCUAAUCACAUCUGGAAGCCGGAGCUUCAGAGCAUCCCUGGGUUCACUGGCCAACUCUUGCAACAGAGACUUUUUCCCCAAACCUAUAAAGCCUUAGCCCUGGUUCUCAAUGGAAUCACCCAGGAUUCUAGAAGUAUCUGAUUUUGCUCAAUGUAAAGUCAGGGAUGCUAGGCCUGUAUAGCUAAUGGAAUUCUGGCCUAGGAAUCAGAGACCUGAGCUCCAGAUGUGUGUGGACCAAACAUGGGCCACUGUGGGCCUCAACUUUCUCAUCUGUAAAAUGAGGCUGGCAGAAAUUCAGUUUUCUGACUAGAUAGAUGACCACCCUCUACAUAAAUUGUUUUUGUUUUGAUACUGGGAAUUGAACUCAGGACCUUGCACUUGCCAGGAAGGCACUUGUGCCACUGAGCUAUAUCCCCAGCCCUCUACAAACAGCUUGAUCCUGGUUUUUUGUGGUACACACAGGGCUUUCUAUGAAGAAGUGUCACCAUUUAUCCCAGCCUUUAAAGGAAGUAGUAUGUGAAGCCAGGCAUGAUGGCACACACCUGUGAUCUCAGCACUCAGGAGGUUGAAGUAGGAGGAUCACUGUGUUCGAAACCAGCCUGGGCUACACAGUGAGUUCAAGGCCAGCCUAAACUAUAUAAUGAGGCUUUGCCCAAAACACCCCAAAAUGAAAAGUGUGGGGGAGGUAGCUCAGUGCAAAGGCCUGGGUUCAAUCCCCAGUACCACUACAACCAAAAAAAAACCAAAAAGUAUGUGUCUUCUGGAACUCAAUGACACCAACUUCCUUUUUCCUUUUUCUAGUGAUGGUUAAACUUUAACGAGGAUAGCUUUGCCUGUAAUCUCAGCCACUAAGGAAGCUGAGGCAGGAUGACUGAGAGUUUGAGGCCAGCCUGGAACUGCAUGGUGAGACCCUGUCUUUCACAAAAGGACUGUACUGGUCAGGCUUCCAGGUGAGCUGACGUGGACCUUGUAUGAAUUCCUGCCAUCCCUGAGACACUAGUGGUAUAAUGUAAACCUGGCUAUGGUGGUUAUAACGUGAGCUUCUUUAAUUCAUCUUUGGAGAUGCACAGAGGGGCAGGUUACUGCUGGGUCACCUGUGGGGCCCCUGCGCUCCCAUACCACUGCAGUUUCAUCAGCCUGAACAUUAGUUCUCUACUUCAGCACUUUAGCCCCUCCCUGUCAAGAUUUUAGCCUUAACCCAAGCACCAUAUUUGGUGGUUCAUCUGGUGGCUUUCGGCCUACUUCCUUUCCUCUUCAUUCUUGUGAUGAUGGAGUUAAAUAGUGACAAGUACUGCUUGCUGUGCUCAUGCCUUCCUUCGCUGUGCAUUUAGACUACGCAGGCAAGGAGGGCUGCUCAGUUCGAGAACAAUACUCUGGAAUUCAAAGCUCAUUCUGCUACCUAACUGUUCAUCUUUACAGAAUUUAAACGAUGUCUUGGUACGUUUUUGGUAGAAAUUAAUUUACUUACCUCAUUAAUGCUAAUUUUAGGGACAGUUCCUUUUACCAUAGGUACUAACCCUGGAUUCUCUAGGGUCCUGGCUCAGCCGGAAGUGCCAAAACACACACCCCUUGCCGCCCUUAGUUCCACCUGACAACGAUGGGACCAGUACUGCUAAAAGGACAGGAGGGGGAUGGCUGAAGUAGACGUUCAGAACCCAGCAGCCCAGAUGGAAGAACCGGUGAGAGGCUUUUGGGGAGAGCAGAACAAAAAACUAGACAAAAGGAGGGGUCAAGCAGGAAGCCCUACCGUGUUCCUGAGAUUUAAAUCCUGCAUCACAUUCCUGGCCAAUAGCCUUUGUCUGUGUGAUGUAACACAGGGACGGCCAGACAUCUAUAAAGUAUUAUCAGAGACCACAAAGGAGCUGGGAACGGUGGGACACACCUUUAAUUCCAGCUAUCUGGGAGGCCGAGGAGCAUCAAAAGCUGGCCAGACCAGUCUUGGCAGCUUAGCAAGGCCCUGUCUCGAAAUUUUAAAAAAGGGCUGGGGAGGUAGCUCAGUGAUGGUUUCCCUGGGUUCAAUCCUCAGUACAGAGGUUAAAAAAAAAAAAAAAAACCAAAAAGGACAUUGCCCAUUUCUCUGGCCUUUCUGGUUAGACCCAGAAAGAGCAGUUUCUUUCAGCUUCUGAGAGAAGUCAGCCUGGGUUUGUCUUGACUCCAGGAGUUGCUGUGCUUUAUUUUAGCUCCACAGAGCGAUCAAACAGUCUUGCACCUCAGGAGGUUUGUACCAAGCUGUGAACCAGGACCUCCCUGGUGCAAACCAAGGCAGGGUGCUUGUGUUGACCAACGGGGCUGCAAGGAGCCACGCUUAGUAGUGGAGGAGCCAACAGGUGAACACUGAAAACAGGGGAAGGGUUCCCAUCAAGGAAAAGGUGUGUUUCCCAAACACCUGGAAAUUAAUUUUUCCCUACGUUCAUGGUAGUAUACUGGGAAGAGAGAGAGCAAUAGUACAUUAGAGUUGAGUGCCAGCUUUAGCCUCCUCAGCGGCCUUGAAUGAGCCCCAUCACGCCCCAGAAUCUGAAUGACAAAAGGGGACCUACACUCUCAACUCUGAACCUUUUGUUACUGGUAUCUCAUUAGUUCUACUGCUAUAGGAACAUUGUACUCAAGAGGUUCUCUUUUUCCCCAUGUGAAUUUAGGAAAUUUAGGUCUGCAGGUGGGGAACUAAAGGUUCCAAAUCAUUGUAUGAGCUUAGGUAUACAGGGACUUCCUUCCUCCUCUUUUCCCUAUUCCCCUACCCAGAAUUCUGGAAGAAUGUGCCUCUUCCUAGAGACCUUCUAUUCUGACUUCACGGGGAGAGGCAAGUCUAUCCAACAGCCAGAAAUGCAACCCUGGCUUUGCGCCUUGACUUUCCUGUUUGUUUCUGGCUGAGGCGGCUUGGCAUUGCUCACACUUCAUCCUGCUUUCUAGAGGAACCACUUCACUCAGGCUUGUAAGCACUUCAGGUUACCAGACACAGCUCGUCCAGAAAGAGCUGGGGUGACAGGAAGCGCUUCCCUUGAAUUCCCGUGGGCUGUUACCUUGAGUGGGCAGUUCCUGUGAAUGUCAUCUCACACUCAGAUCCGUCAUGGGAUUACUUUUCCAUUUGAGCAGCAAAAGCUGUCCUGUUGUGGCAUUAUUACCUCAUGUAAGUUGUCAACUUUUUAGGUUUUCCUUUAAAACCUUUGUUGAGAGUAAGCUAAUGUAAGUGUGGCUGUCCUCGGGCCAUGCGAGACAGACUCCAAACAUGUGGACUGCUCAGGAAAGACACCAGUCCUGGCAACAGCUCAGUACUGGCAAUUGUUACUUUGUAAAUCUAAGCUCCUUUCUGCUGUCCUGACUCAGAAACGGUGUGCUCGAAAUGAAAGAAACAAACAUCAGAUAUUCUCCUUAACAAGAGCUUCCCCUAUGAGAAGGUCCAGUGUGACUUACAGACAGAGAUGACAGGGAUGCGUUCACUGGUUUGUUAGCUGGUUUUCAAAAUCUCACCGGGCAGCACGUUUAGUCAGGCAGGACGUCAGCUGCUUUUGUGGGCUCCCGUGGACAUGCCUCCACCGCCUGGCUAUCAGGUAGGAACCUGUACGCGUGAAAUACUUGAAACUUCUCUGUGGCCACAAGCUUCUGGCACCACUCUGAUGGGGUGGGAGCCGGGCUAAUUUCCUGACUAGUCUGGGGCACCAUUUCAGCCACUGGUCACAUUCCUUGCUUCAAACUGAAAUUCAGUUUGGCUUUGAGUAUAGGGACAUGGUGGCGGAUUCAUCUACUUCAGUAUUUGUUUUGACCAAAUGUUUAUUUUUCUAGUGCAUUUUUCUAAGUCAAAGUGGUGAAAAUAUGUAACUUUAGAAUGCAUGACUGGGUCUUAAUAAAAAUCCCUUUAAGGUUGAA